UCAUGUCUCAAUUUGGGAAGUAGAAGAAGCAAAAGCCAUGAGUGGUGCUCUAAUUCUUCUCCCUUCAGCUCCGAUUCCUUCAAAACCCUUCACAGUCUCUUCUGCUUCUUCUUCUUCAUCAUCUUCUUCUGCUUCCUUUUCUCUCUUCAGAAACUCAUCUAUCUCAUUUCAGCCUCUUAAAUCAGCAACAGCACCAAUUAAAAAACCAUCCACUUUCCGUGAUUUUAGGGUUAGAGCUGAUGAUGGAGACGCAGAUGGAGGAAGUCCAGAUGAUUAUGAUAUGGAAGAUGAAGAAAUGGAAGAAGUUGAUAACAAAAAAGAUUACGAUGUAGAGUAUGAAAAUCUUCUUACUGUUUCACGCUUUUCUACUUCUUCUACCGGUGGGGAUGAAAUUGAAAUGUCUGAACAGAGUAAGAGCUUUGUUUCUACACAAGGUUGGGAUUCUGAGAUGGUUGUUGAUUAUAGGAUUAACGAAGAAGAAUUCCAUAAGAUAUGUUUACUAGAGUGUGAUUUUUUCAUUAGGAAACCUCCUGAUCCUGAUAAUGAUGUCUAUGAUUUCCGUGAGAUGUAUGUAACGCCUCCAGAUACAGAUGUUUAUUCAAUCCCUAGGGUUUUAGCACCAAUGCCGCAGAAGUAUAUUCGAUGUGCAAAAAGCGAUUAUGGAUGCUACAAUGUGACUGAGCCUCCAAUUGACGCACCUCGUGAUCCAAUGUACAAGUCAGAAAGGGAAAUUGCGAAGGUGUUCUUAUCAAAACACUACAGAAAUAGGAGAUCAGGUGACCCUGAUUUCGUAGUCGAUUUUGAAGAAAUCUAUGUUAUCGACUCAAAAACAAAGUCAAUCACCAGAGCAAAAGUUCUGGUUACGGUUCCAGGCGGACGAGACAGGGAUAGGAAGAACGACAUGCUUAUCAUACGUGACAAUGGGAACUCUUUCAAAAUUAUUGAUAGGAGUGAAAGGGCUGACCCAACAACUGUUAUAGAAAGAGAAGAAUGGAUUAAAACUAGACAAGAUAUGGAGAGACACCUCCGAAAGCUUCGGGACUUCAGUGUCUCAAAUUGGUUCUAAUCGCCUCUGGAGUUCGUAAGUCUGUCGUAGGAAAAGCUUGACGUAAAUUGAGAUUCGAAGGAUGAGACACUUGUAUGCUAUCUCGGAUUAUCCGCUAUAUGACAAAGUGUGCUAGUAUGUUCAAACUCUCGUUUCUUAUUCCAAGGGAAGUUGAGAGUAACUUAUUGGGCUGUUGUAACAUUAUCAUCAUGGUAAUGCAGUAAUUGUAGAUAACUUGCUUCUUAUUUUCUCUGAUAUAACUUACAUAGAAGUGUUUAUCCUAGGAAAUUUUGGUGUGUCGAGCGUAAAAUAGUGCUUUCGCUUAAUUAUAUUGGGAAGAGUUGGUGAUAGCAUAUUUGUAUCCCAAAAACAGGGAAAUUAAAUUUAAGAAGGUAAACAGUUUUGUCUUGCAAA
Papaver somniferum (opium poppy) is the source of this 1459-nucleotide messenger RNA. RefSeq lists its product as uncharacterized. Bases 38 to 1066 code for a protein of 342 amino acids. The transcript has 7 exons. The record is from RefSeq and is a predicted model, not a curated record. NCBI's taxonomy places the organism in Eukaryota, Viridiplantae, Streptophyta, Magnoliopsida, Ranunculales, Papaveraceae. Gene Ontology annotation, cellular component: plastid-encoded plastid RNA polymerase complex.